AUGGACGGUAAUCCUUCUACCCCGGGCCGAUCCAGUUUAAUGUCACAGCUGGGAAGAGUCUCGACCACUGUUCUAGCCUUCCUAUUUGUGGUUUGUCUGGGCUGCUUGACGUUUCUGGCCUUCCUAUGGGGAGCUAACGAAAACAACAGUGUCUGGCGAAGUAUUGUUCUUGCUGGAUGGACGGCACGUUCUAUCACCAUUACAUCUCUUGUUCUGAGAUGGGCCACAGCUGCUCAAGCAGCUACUUGCACGUCUAUGCUCGCGGCAAUCUUGCUUCAGAGGGGCGCUAUCCCAUUACCCGUGGCAGCAUCUGUAUCUAUCAUGAGGUUCAAUAAUACCGGUCCCUGGUCGCUUUUGGGUAACAUGAAAGCAAAGUGGCACCGUGGAUCUGUAUCGAUUGGCCUACUCACUGCGCUUCUGGUAUUAACGACUCUGUCAUUGCAAUUCACCUCGACGGUUUUACUAUCACAAGUCGGCAUCGCCUCCAUUCCAGUAGCAAGUUCAAUCCCACAGACCCACUAUGGCAUAGAAACAAAUGGGCAUACGUAUGAUGCUAUGCCGAGUGACGCUCCAUCAUUUCUCGACCUGACACCUUCGCGAUAUCCAGCCUUCGCUGAAUGGACUCCGGACGCAACAACCUCCCAAACGACUGCUCAACAAGAAGCUUUUCCUCCCGAGAAUUCUACCGGCAUUUUAGACACAGGGUCCGUGCUGCGAGCGCUUCUCCCAAUCAACAAUGACGAGGAGAGAAGUCGCGUAACAAAAUACCAUGGAUUCGCCACUGUUCUAGACACGCGAGUGGUUUGCAUGCGUCCAAAACUCACAAAUGUUGAAUUCUCUGCUAGCGAGGGUUAUCAAGUAAUAGGCCUGGCGAAUAUCAACAAGAAGCCGGCGGGUCUUGUCCAGCAAGAAGACCUUGGUAGCAAGAAUUUCUCGAUUUCCUUCAAAUGCAAUUUUGCUGCGUCCGCGGGCGGGAACUACUCAGAACCUGACUGGUCGCUUGCACUGUGUCAUGGCAGCCAGGAGCAUUCAUUCCAAGGAAUCUACUCAUUCAUGCAAUCGCGACGAGAAAAGGAAACUGGUGACUCUUAUCUGAUUGUCAACGCAACGCUGGUUGAAGCAGUGGGGGACUUGGAUGACUCCGACGUGUGGGAGUCUAUUACAAGGUCAGACUCAUCAGGCAUAUCUGUGCGUCUACAAAUCACGCUUUGCAUGACUACAUUCCAGGCACAAAGGAUGAUAGUCAACGCGACGAGGUCCACGUCCAUACCUCCGGAGCCAUUCUUGAUCUGGGACGCCUCGACAACUUCAUGGAACACUAAGGCUGUUUUACAACAACUUGGGGCUUUGAGACCGAAUAGUACGACUGUAGAGCGUGGCAUAUUUGACCUAUCACCAAGCUCAUGGAAAUGGAAAACGCAGCCUGAAGGUUUAAGCUUAUCUGGAGAGUACUUCGAAACCGUGGAUGCUCUUUACACUGUGGGGUGGGACCCGUUAUAUGAGGGUAUGGUUAACAGCGCCCAAUUCUCCAUUUUCAAAGAUACGGUCAUGUCCACAAAGAACCCAGCGCUUGCUCUUCAAGCAUACCUCACGAGAUUAUGCUCCAUAUGCUAUUACGAUAGAAUCGCCAUGUUUGAUGCUGUCGGCCCAUCAUUACAGGUCUCUCUAACCCAAGUCACUCGACCACUAGGCUGGACUGCUUUCAUCAUCGUGGCGGUUGUGACCUUGUUGCACCUCGUUUUGGUUCUAUCAGUGACAUUGAAAUUCCGGCGCGCUGGAAGCCUCAGUCUCAUUCAAAAUGCGUGGGCUGCUAUUUCGCAACUUCUUGGGCCCAUUACGGAGGACUGGAUCAGGGACGCAGACACAGUGGACGAUAAGAUGGUCAAGUCGUGGCUCAAGGAUCGUGGCUUACACGAGAAAUUGGUUGGCAUUGAGCAUAUUGAGAGUCGGGUGUAUCUAGUUGAAAAGGAAAAGAGCUUGUAG
Fusarium redolens is the source of this 1983-nucleotide messenger RNA. RefSeq lists its product as uncharacterized. NCBI's taxonomy places the organism in Eukaryota, Fungi, Ascomycota, Sordariomycetes, Hypocreales, Nectriaceae. The record is from RefSeq and is a predicted model, not a curated record. The coding region runs from base 1 to 1983 and encodes 660 amino acids. The transcript is spliced from 2 exons.